ACACUCCAAUUUUUCUAUAUAAACACCAACCCCUGCACCCUCAUACUCACACUCAAAACCUUCAAAUCACUCUUACAUACAAGAAAUAGUGGUAUCUCUACAGUCUUAGCCAUGGCCGCUCUUAAGAUGGUUAGCGUUCUUGUUCUGUGCAUGUUAGUGGCAGCUCCAAUGGCUACACAAGCCAUAACAUGUGGUCAAGUGGCAAGCUCCCUCGCCCCAUGCAUUAAUUAUCUCAAGGGUCAAGGUGCGCAAGCCCCUCCAGCAGCAUGCUGCAAUGGAGUGAAGGCCAUCAACAACGCUGCUAAAACCACCCCUGACCGUCAAACAGCUUGUAAUUGUUUGAAAUCAGCUGCCCGAGGCGUUUCUGGGCUCAACCCUAGCACAGCAGAAAAUCUCCCUAGUAAAUGUGGAGUUAGCAUUCCUUACAAGAUCAGCUUGUCCACAAACUGCGCCACCGUGAAGUGAGGAGGACAGACAGAGCAACAAUUGUGUAGGCCGAAACAGGAUAGUUUGAGAAGAAGAAUAAUAAGGGCUUAGCAGUGAGCAGUCCAGUUGGGUCUCCUUCUUGUCCUUAGUUAGUGGCGUCGUCUUUGUUUUAUCCAUCUUUUUAUGUUACUGAGUCCUUUUGAGUCCUCUGUGAGUCUACUUUGGUAUAUUUAUGAGAUUAAUAUAUCCGCUGCUUUUUAGUUGAA
Manihot esculenta (cassava) is the source of this 692-nucleotide messenger RNA. RefSeq names its product non-specific lipid-transfer protein 1. NCBI's taxonomy places the organism in Eukaryota, Viridiplantae, Streptophyta, Magnoliopsida, Malpighiales, Euphorbiaceae. The transcript has 2 exons. Gene Ontology annotation, molecular function: lipid binding. Gene Ontology annotation, biological process: lipid transport. Gene Ontology annotation, cellular component: membrane. The coding region runs from base 112 to 465 and encodes 117 amino acids. The record is from RefSeq and is a predicted model, not a curated record.